Orussus abietinus is the source of this 1337-nucleotide messenger RNA. RefSeq names its product Golgi SNAP receptor complex member 1 (gene Gos28). Gene Ontology annotation, cellular component: cis-Golgi network; Golgi medial cisterna; SNARE complex. The transcript has 5 exons. The coding region runs from base 6 to 704 and encodes 232 amino acids. The record is from RefSeq and is a predicted model, not a curated record. Lineage: Eukaryota; Metazoa; Arthropoda; Insecta; Hymenoptera; Orussidae. Gene Ontology annotation, molecular function: SNAP receptor activity. Gene Ontology annotation, biological process: endoplasmic reticulum to Golgi vesicle-mediated transport; vesicle fusion.
GGAAAAUGGCGAGCGCGUCAGGUGCUGUGGGUUGGGAAGAUCUGCGGAAGCAAGCGAGACACUUAGAGAAUGAAAUUGAUGCAAAGCUUGUAGCAUUUAGUAAGAUCGGAAUAAACACUGCUCCCAAACAUGCCUCUGCAGACAGCGUUCCACUUUUGGAUGAGGAACAUGUAUUCGAGAAUAUGGCCUCAGAAAUCGAAGGUUUACUCACAAAGCUGUCGGAUAUCAAUGACAGCAUGAGUGAAAUUAAGCCGAAUGGUGCAGCCAUGUUGCAUACAAUGCAACGCCACAGAGAAAUAUUAAAGGAUUACAGACUCGAGUUCAAUAAAACUAGAAAUAAUUUUGCAGCGAGAAAAGACAGAGAAGACUUGCUCGGCAAUGUUCGCAAAGAAAUCGAUAGCUUCAAAAGUGCCCGUGGCCUAAACCGUAGAGAAAUGUAUUUGAAAGAAAAUCAUCAUAUCCACAGUUCGGACAGACUGAUUAACGACCAAAUCAGCAUAGCCGUUGAGACUCGAGAACAUUUGGUUACUCAAAGACAGGCAUUCAAGCGUAUUCAAACACGAUUUAAUGACAUCUCUAACCGAUUUCCAGCAGUGAAUAGUCUGCUACAGAGGAUAAAUUUACGCAAACGACGUGACUCUUUAAUCCUUGGCCUUUUAAUUGGAUUUUGCACCUUCCUUGUGCUUUUCUACGCUUUUCACUAAACUACACGUGCAUCCUUUCAGUACGUCCAUGUGAGUCUAUUUCUAUUGAAAUAAUCCUAUGGAAAUUCAUUUGACAUACAGUUAAAACUUAUUAAUCCAUGAUUGUACAUACAUCAUAGAUUUCUAAUCAGAAACUGAUUGUGAUUACGAAAUGAACUGUCAGUAUAUAACUACAACGGUUCAAUAACUUGACUGUGUAUUAAAUAUUAAUAAGAGGAUCGAGUAAAAAAAUUGCCCAAGUUAAUUAAUAUUAUACAGGUAUGUAAGUCUUUCAAUGUACAAAAUGAUUUUUUUUUUUUCAAUUUUUAAACAGUUUCAUUUUCGUUAAACUGUACUGUGUGUCUGUAUGAUAAAAAAAAAAAAGAACAUUAAGGAGUUCUAAUAUACAUUUCUUUGCGAAUAGAUCUAAAAGGUAUAAGCGAUUUUCAGAUUUACGAAAAUUUCACAAUAUCAUUAGAACAGCGAAGAGAGAUUUGAAGAAAGAAAGGAAAAUAGUAAUACAGAUUAUAUAUAAUAUAGAAUGUUUUAUACGAGACCGCACCUUGAUUGUAGACUACGGAUUGUAAAUACCCGAAGCGACGACGGUUCGGAGUUGUUGGGUUAUUUUAAUAAAUAAUACAAAAAAUGCCCAAA